This is a messenger RNA of Lytechinus pictus (painted urchin), 6405 nucleotides long. Its product is annotated as actin-binding LIM protein 2-like. Gene Ontology annotation, cellular component: actin cytoskeleton. Gene Ontology annotation, biological process: cytoskeleton organization; lamellipodium assembly. NCBI's taxonomy places the organism in Eukaryota, Metazoa, Echinodermata, Echinoidea, Temnopleuroida, Toxopneustidae. The transcript has 23 exons. Gene Ontology annotation, molecular function: actin filament binding. The record is from RefSeq and is a predicted model, not a curated record. The coding region runs from base 489 to 2750 and encodes 753 amino acids.
GACAAAGACUACCAACAGUUGUAUAAUAAUCGCAGACUGUUACAAACAGGCUCAAAAUAAAACACUUCAACUCAUUGGAGAUGAUGACUGUAAACCAUUGUUCAAACUUGGCAUGCUAUUGUCAAUUUGGGAUUAAAUUGCAAGGUGCUACUGGUAUCAGUCUUCCAGUCAAACUGAAGUGGGAGAAUUAAGUAGGACCGUUAGAUGAUUUUGUGGUAGUCCCUAAAAUUCCCCAGGCCAUACAUGUUCCUCUUUACUAGCCAUGCUUGAGUGCCCUUUUUUUAGGAUAUCAGCAUCCUCUCUCACAGUGUGAAAGACCGUGUUUAAACGAAGAGAAAGGCGUUGUGUUUUUCAAUAGGCUUUAUAACAAUCACUGGCUGGCAAACGGUUAUUCUUUGGAGUCUGUGAUUACCUUGGAAUAGCGUUGCAUGCUUCUGGAAAGUGCAGUAUUCCUGGACCUGGGCUAUAUUUGAAGCUAUAUAGGAAUCAUGGCUGUUGUGUGCAAGUCCGAUGGAUUUUUCUUUGUGGAUUAUGGAAGUGGUAGUGAUAGCGUCAUUGAAGAUGAUCGUGGUAAUGAUACCGACGAUGAUUAUGAUGAUGAUGCUGACGAGGAUGAAGAGGAAGUGUGUUCAGCAGGCCUUGGACAAGGCGGGUUCUUCAUCAAGAAUGGCAAGUACUACUGUGCCUCGGAUUACCAGGACAACUAUGGCACAAAGUGCAAGGCUUGCGGACAGUAUCUUGAAGGAGAGGUGGUGACAGCCCUUGGCAACACCUACCACAAGUAUUGCUUCGUCUGUGCAAGAUGCGGGCACGCUUUCGUUGGGGGUGAGGAUGUCUCCUAUGACCCGGUCACCAACUGCUGUCUGUGUCUCCAGUGCCAGCGUAUCACCGAAGCUACAGGGGUUCCGCUACCUCCAGGAGAGAAAGUCACGUACGAUGGAAAGGACGUCAUGUGCGACACCUGUAAUGUUCCAGGAUUGUCGAACGACAAACGGAAUAGGGAAACCCAGAGCAAGGCCAACGGAAUCAUCCCGGAGAAAGCUAGAGAAACAUCAUCUUACCCAGGAGCUAUCAGAUGUGCGCAGUGCAACGAUGACAUCACACAAGGACAAGCCUUAGUUGCUCUGGAUAAACACUGGCACGUCUGGUGUUUCAAGUGUCACAAAUGCAAAAAGGUCUUAACAGGAGAGUACAUGGGGAGGGAUGGGCAGCCGUAUUGUGAACGAGAUUUCCACCAGUUAUUUGGAGUCAAGUGUUCAAGAUGUGAUAACUUCAUCACAGGGAAGGUCCUUGAGGCUGGAGAUCAUAAAUACCAUCCGACCUGUGCUAAGUGUGGAAGAUGUGGAAACCACUUCAAUGAAGGAGAAGAUAUGUUUGUACAAGGAACAGAAAUCUGGCAUCCAGAUUGCACGAAAGGAAGGGCAUUGGGUUUCUUCCCCUCAAGAAUCAAGGAGAAUGCUAUUUUAUUUGAUUAUAAUAGAGGAAAAUCACAGUCCACCCCAGCCUCCCCUGUCUUAGCGAGGGGGCACUUCCACACCCCUACCCACCUGUCCUCUCCAUCCCGUCGGUCCUCCAACAGCCUUAGUCCGCAGAGUCCAGACUACAGCUAUACCUAUCUAUCGCCCUUCUCCCUCUCCAACACAAUCUAUCCCAAGCCAGUGGCGCUCAGUCCAGAGGCACCGGUCAGUCCACAUUUCCACAGACCAGAAUAUGUAAACAAUGGUGAAGAGUUUUCGUACAUGUCGCCUCCGCGAUAUGACCUACCCCCUCCACGUCCGGGUGGCUACAGGAGAAGACCACGCCCCCACAGUGCGUUUGAUUCCCUCAAACCAAAGGUCAAACCAGUGAAAGAUGAAGUUUUAUCAGCUGAAAUGGUCAGACAAUCCAAGUUCCCGUCUGCCAAGAAGCCCAGUCCAAGCCAACCAGCAAAGAUUGAGAGUGAGAUCUGGCCUGGACCACCAGCAAUUGCUAAGUAUCAGUUUCACUCUAGGAGUAAAUCAAUGGGUGAUCUACAUAAUAGUGAUGAGGAGGAAGAGAAACAGAUUGAUGCUGAGGUUUCAAAGGUAGAUUCAGCGUUGGGUAAGGAGAUCUUAAAAGCCGAAUUAAAACAGAGAAAAAUCAGCAAUCUUGAUCCUCGGAGUGCCUCCAGAACACCUUCAGCUAACAAAGAACUUCCCAUCAGUCCAAGGCAUGAAUCUUCUAUGGAUGCUGUGGCUUUGAGACAUCGAAAAUGGAGAGAAAAUAUGAUGAUGACACCGCCCAGGAGCUCAACACUUCCACCAAAUCUAAGAUACGAAAGCCUGAAUGAAGCUUACAGGAAAGCAAAUUCUCUUCCAAUGAACGCUAGGAGUGGGUCGUGGUAUAGCGAUGGCAAUUCUGAAGGCUACAUAUCCAACGGCUAUGCAAGCAGCGGAGAGCUUUCUCCCAGACUGGCCAACAUGAAUGACCGUCAGCUUCGGACGUUGAGGAUCACCACCGGUCAAUCUAUGCCUUCAAUGGAGCCUAAGAAGAACGUGUCUACGUCGACCAUGGAGAAGGGAUCGUCCAUUAGUAAUAUGCCUGUGCUCUAUCCCCUUGAGGUACUUCUAACCACCAACUACAGACUACCGAAGGAUGUGGACAGAAAACGUUUAGAGUACCAUUUGUCAAAUGAAGAUUUCUUCCGAGCCUUUGGGAUGACUUUUGAAGACUUCCAUGCCUUGCCUCUGUGGAAACAGACAGUAUUCAAGAAGAAUGCCUUGCUCUUCUGAUCAUCCAGAUAUGCAGCAGACUUGAUGUUAGAGUACUUCAACAACUGAGGAGAACAAUAUCCCGGACACCCACCAUCUUAGAUAAGGUGAUUAGGAUGGAAAGAACUUAUUCAUGUGGCUGAAUUGAACCAAGAGAAGAUUUAAAAAAAACCCAAAACAAUCCUCAUCUUAUGAGAGGGGCAAAAGAAUCUUUGUCGAAGAAAUGAAAAUUGCUUUUUAUUGGACUGGGCAAGGUGCAACAUCAUAUUCACUGUUUGGAAACUGAUGUAAAUUAUUUAUUGUUUAUGUUCCCAUUUUAAUGGGGGUUUUUUGUGCAUGCAUUAUGGCAUUAACGAGAUGAGAAAAUGAAGUACACAAAAAUACUUAAGGAAAGCUAAAAAAAAUAUGAAAGAAAAUACUCUUGAAGCAACGUGAGUAAUAUUAUGUGUUGUGUAUCAAUACACUGUAUGUUUACACAUUUUUUUAUUAGUAAAAUAUAUUGGUUGGCAAAUAACAUAUGUUAACUUGAAAAAAAAUAAUGAAUAAACAAACCAUCAUGAAUGCUUCUUAAGCAUUAAAUCCUGUGUUAGCAUUUUUUUCACUCAAAUGAUGCAUACAAUAACGAUUUUUAUCAAGAAUAUCUGUGCUCGCUGCAACUUUCACUGAAGUAGAAGUUUGAACUAGUGUGAUUUGACACAAUUUAGAUAGUUUGAUCAUGCGAUACCGUAAAGGCAUAUGUUCUAAUGAUGAUACAAAAGAAAAAUUCAAUAAAAAUAUAUAUAUUGUAUAUAGAAAGAUAUGAUAUUGAUAGAUAAUUCAAAUCACAAUAGCCUGCUUUUCCACUAAGCAGGAUAUUUGUAUGAAUAUUUCAAUGAAUCAUUGUCAUUAAUUGCUCAAAGACUUGGAAAGAGACUAACCAUGUGUCACUGCCUUAGUUGAGUGAAUGAUUUAAAAAAAUAUAUUUCGGACCUUAUUUCUUUUGUGAUUUUCCUUCUAGACAAAAAAUUUACAACUUAUUUUAAAAAUGUAUUGCAUAUUUCAUUCAUUUUGUAUAGGAAUUUGAUGAGAAACGUUUUGUUGCUUUUUAUUCACAAAAUGAAUGAAUGAAUGUCAGCAUGAAACAGUGAGCAUAUGCAGAAUAUAGUUAAGUUAGUCAUACCACAGCUGUACACCAUCAGAAAUACUAUAUAUAAAGUCAUGAAUAUUUUUGUGGGGGGGGGGGGUUGUAAUAGUGAGAGGGUCGAGGUUCAAAAUUCACACUCUGAAUUCAUAUCAUAAAAUCAUGUUAUGAUUGCAAAUGGCUAUCUCUGUAAUUACAAAAAUUUCGCUAUAGAACUCCAUUAUCUUUGCUGUGUGUAAUUCAUUUUAUUUUAAAGUUUCUUUAAAGGUUUUGUAGUAUUGAUAAUUGUAAUAUUACAAAAUUGCUUGGUCACUGAAAUAAAUCCUGUGUAAAAACAAUUAGAAAAAAAUGAUAUGAAGUUCUUGGAUUUGAGAAAUACAAAAUUACAAUUUUUGUAAAAAAAAUACAUGUGGCAUGUUAUACAGUGCUGAAAAUUUUGUUAUUGUAACAGUUCCAUGUAGAUACUGCUGCCACUUGACACUCCAAUGCUGUCUUGCAAAUGAUAUGAAUAUUAAGUUUUAGCAGCUUUAUGCAGUGUAUCUAAACCUUUGGAUGAUGGGGGGGGGGGGUGAUAUCAAAUAACCUGACCUUUCAUGAAAAGAAUAAAUCUCACAUCAUUUGUAGAAGGUUAGGUUUAUUAUUUGGGGAGUAUUUCCUUACAAAUGGCCCAUUUCAGUAAUCCGUUGUUUUAAAAAAUUAAUGCUCACAAAGCCAGAUUAAAUCACCUAAUGGUCAUACCAGAAGUAAAAUCAAAGAAAAGAUAUGUAAUCAGAUUUAUUAGCAAUUGCUUUUCAAUGCAUUCACUGCAUUUUCACCCUAUUUCGGGGCAUUUUGCUUGAGAUAUUUAAAAUUAUUUUAUUGAUUUGUAGGUUCCAUUUUAAUGUUUGUUCAAAUCAUGAAUUAUUCAAAGCUCAAUGGUUUGAAAGUAAUGAAGAUUAUUUCAAUGUGCUCACUGGCACUAGGUAGACAUUUCAUAGCAUGGUAAAAUUUUGAUAUAGUAUGCAAAUACAUUACUUUUGUUGUGAAUGUAGUUACCUGUAUUCUAAAACUAAUUCAGUUGUGAUAUUGAUUGUUUUAAUGAUCAUCUUUUUUUCAGGGCUGAGUGGAGCAAUAUUAGACCAACCUACAAUAUAAUUCAUUUGCUUUUUAAUGAUGUAAGUUUAUAUGAUAAUAUACCAAGAGUAAUUUUGCUGGAAUUUUUAAAAUAUUCUUAUGAAUUUUGCAAAAAGUCGCAUAUGUAGAACAUUUAUUUUUCUUGUUAUAGACAUCAUUAUUUUAUUAAAUAAGAGGACAUUUAUGUUGCUAUGGCUCUGUCAUAUAUGUAUAAAGCAUAGAAAUUGUUACCCAGAACAUUUAUUUUGUGUAUUUGUUUGCUUUGUUUUAUGUUACUUUGUAUACUACUGAUUUCCAUUUAUUGUAAAACAAAUCUAUAUUGUGUAUAAACUGAAAUAGAAUUUUAUUUAAUGCUUGGCUUUGAAUAUGUUGCAUACAGAGACCAUUAGGCACCUUAAGAAACUUUAUAAUUCCUUGUCUAUUAAUUAUAUCAUUUCAGCUUAGACAAAAUAAGCCACUGUCAGAGCUACUGAGUGAAAUUCCUCCUUGGAGAUGCGGCACAAAAAAAAUGAUUAAGUUGCCUUUUGUUGUAAUUUUUGAAGAGUAUUGACUAGAACAUGGUUUUACAAAGUUUUUAUUAAUCUAUUGUUUGUAUAGUCGUUGUAAGUUUUCUUGCCCUAAUUAUGGAGUUUAAAAUCUGCGAUAAUAAUAGGGUUGAAAUACGUAUGGAAUGGUUUAUAAACACAACAUUGACUUUAGAUUUUGCUUAUGGAAAAAUGAAAUCAGAGUUGAAUAGAAUGUUCAAUGUGAGCAUUAAGUUUGUGUAAAAUCUUUUAUUUAUUAAAGAACAAACAAGUAGUCAAGUUCAAUGUUAGUAAGAACAUUCUUUGGGAGGUGCUCAAUAAAAAAGGGAAAAAUCCAAUUAUUAUUUAUGAAAAAUAAAGUUGAAUGAAAAUGUCAUACUAGUUUAUUACAGUUAUAGAUUAUUUUUUAUUGUGUAAAAUAAUUUGAUUGAUGAUAUGGAACCCUCUAUUUCAUAUGAGCUGAAUAGCAUAUAAUAAAAGUUUCUGAUUGCUAAUUUGAGAGGUAAUGAUGUGUGAAGUAUCGUGGUGCAGUAAUACUACCAUCAGAAUUCAGAAUAUGAAAUAUAUUUAGUUGAAUUUAUUUUGACGGUAUCACCUAACUUAAAGCCUUAUGUGAUUGACAGUAUGUCUGAUAUGUAAUUUCAAAUAUUUCUUUUCAUUUGCUUCUUCUUGGUAAAAUUGUGUACCCUGCAUGAAAGUUCAUUGCUUGUAUGAUGUAGUGUUUAUAUAUGUUAUAACCUUACAAGUGUAUACCCACUUAAUUUCACGUUUGUCCCUUUUAAGAAAUACACUGCAAAACACCCUUUGGAUGAUGUAUUUAAUGGUAUAAGAAUGCAACUCAUGAAAUUUGGUAAAUCUAAGAAAUCAUAACAUUGUACCUUGGAAAUUCAAACAUAGAAAUGCACAGCAAAUAAAGAAA